This is a messenger RNA of Brettanomyces nanus, 1752 nucleotides long. RefSeq names its product amino acid permease (gene GAP2). Gene Ontology annotation, cellular component: membrane. Gene Ontology annotation, biological process: amino acid transmembrane transport. The record is from RefSeq and is a predicted model, not a curated record. Gene Ontology annotation, molecular function: amino acid transmembrane transporter activity. Lineage: Eukaryota; Fungi; Ascomycota; Pichiomycetes; Pichiales; Pichiaceae. The transcript has a single exon. The coding region runs from base 1 to 1752 and encodes 583 amino acids.
AUGAGUACUAAAGAUAUCGAAAAGGACCAGAGUAAAUCUGAGGUUGAGACAUCUGUAUCGCCUGUUCAAGAGUAUGCUGCUUCGCAGACAACUGAAGAGAAGCCAGGUUACUGGUCAAGAUUCAAAAAUUCUUUCAAACCUUACGAGGUUGAAGAAGUGGACGAAAGCCUUUCCACUGUUGAAAAGGCCAAUAUUAGAGCUGCGAGAGCUCCUUUGCACAGGAAUUUGAAGAAUAGACAUUUGCAGAUGAUUGCCAUUGGUGGUAGUAUUGGUACCGGUUUGUUUGUUGGUUCGGGUAGUGCCUUGGGUAGUGGUGGCCCAGCUGCCUUAUUGAUUGGCUGGAUGCUCACAGGUCUUAUGAUGUAUUGUACCGUUCAAGCCAUGGGUGAAUUGGCUGUUACAUUCCCUGUUUCGGGUUCUUUCGUUCAGUACAAUACCAGAUUCAUUUCUCCAGUUUGGGGUUUCUGUAUGGCUUGGAAUUAUGCCAUGCAAUGGUUAGUUGUCUUGCCAUUGGAAUUGGUUGCUGCUUCUUUGACUAUCAAAUAUUGGAAUGAUAAUAUUUCUCCUGCAGCUUGGGUUACCAUCUUCUACGUUGUUAUCGCUAGUAUCAACUUCUUUGGUGUCAGAGGAUAUGGUGAGGCUGAGUUUGUCUUCUCCAUAAUCAAGGUUAUUGCCGUCAUUGGUUUCAUCUUCUUGGGUAUCAUUUUGACCUGCGGUGGUGGACCGGACGGUCACUACAUUGGUGGUAGUAACUGGCAAAAUCCAGGAGCUUUUGCCAAUGGUUUCAAGGGUGUUUGUUCUGUGUUCGUCACUGCCGCUUUCUCGUUUGCCGGAACAGAAUUAUGUGGUUUGGCUGCCGCCGAGACUGCCAACCCAAGAAAAUCGCUUCCAAAGGCUACAAAGCAAGUUUUCUGGAGAAUUACCUUGUUCUACAUUAUUUGUUUGACAUUGAUUGGUCUUUUGGUUCCUUAUAAUGACCCUUCCUUGUUAAAUGCUACUUCUUCCGUCGAUGCUCAGGCUUCUCCAUUCGUUAUUGCUAUUGUUGAUCACGGUAUCAAGGGUCUUCCGUCUGUGAUGAAUGCAGUCAUUAUGAUUGCUGUCCUUUCUGUUGGUAACUCUUCUGUUUUUGGUUGUUCUAGAACUUUGGCCUCCUUGGCUGAAAUGGGUAUGGCACCAAAAUUAUUCGGUUACAUUGACAGAAUGGGUAGACCUUUGGUUGGUAUUAUAAUUUCUUUAUUGGUCGGUUUGCUAUGUUACUUGUCUGCAUCUCCAAAGGAAGGUGAUGUCUUCAAUUGGUUGUUGGCAUUGUCUGGUUUGUCUUCGGUGUUUACUUGGGGAUCUAUCUGUGCUUGCCAUAUUAGAUUCAGACAGGCUUUGAAAUCGAAAGGAAGAGAUACCGGUGAGUUGGUGUAUACUUCUCAGUGUGGUGUUAUUGGUUCUUAUUGGGGUGUUACCUUGAAUGUUUUGAUUUUGAUUGCCCAAUUCUACGUUGCUUUGUUCCCAAUCGGUGGCUCUCCAAAUGCCGAAUCUUUCUUCGAGGCAUACUUGACCGCACCUGUUUUGAUUGCAUUCUACAUCUUCUACGUUGUCUGGAAGAGAGACCUUACAUGGUAUAUUCCACUCAGUGAUAUCGAUCUUGAUACUGGUAGAAGAGAGAUGGAUUUAGAGCUUGUUAAGCAGGAGAUUGCAGAGGAGAAGGCUUACAUCAGAAGUAAGCCAUUCUACUUCCGUAUGUACAAGUUUUGGUGUUGA